AUGCAUACAACGAGCACUGCGCCCGCCCAACGCUGCGCCACCCGUCUGCGUUCCCGCACCGCGCGUCGCCAGCGCGAAUCCGCACCCACAGCCGCCGGAACACGUCCCCAGUCAGCCCAGAGCCCGCGAAUGGAACCCCUGUCCGGGCGCGCGCUCCCGGACACCCAGCCCGAUGCGCUAUCGUGCCGCCGCGUCGGGCGACGCUCGACGCCCGCGGUGUCCGCUUACGUCCAGUCCGUACUUCGAGCGCGCUCACCGCCCCGCGCAUCCCUCGCGGAAAGCGCCACCGACCUAGCGCGUUGGCUCGUUUGGAGCGGUUCCGAGCGCCGCGCUCUCGAGGAUCCCGCACACUCUGUGCGGGCGACUCUGCUCAGCGGCGGAUCUCCGAUGCAGCAGGAACCCGCGAAACACCAGCCUGCGGAAGGCGAGGAAAAAAAGUCACAACGUUGCACGCGCGGUGGACAUUGGCACAGCGGACGGAUCCCGAUCCAAGGUAAAGGCCGCCAGCGCGAGCGCCUCGUGCGUGCAUGCGCGCCGCACGCCCGUCGCGCGCGAACGCCGAGUCGCCAAUCCGCCAAUCCGCGCCUAACCGCCCGACGCUGUCGGGGCGUGCAGGGCAUCUACCAUGCAAGGCGACACGUCCCGCCGGCCGACGUCGACGUCGACGUCUGCGAUGUGCGACGCGCGACGAAGUGCAGACGAGGCAUGGACGUGCGUGCAACAGGCGUCGGAGAGUGCCUGUCAGCUUUCUCGGACGGGUGGGUCGGGGCCCAGGCUCGGAAGGGACGCUGGAGCUGGAGACUCGAUCGGCGAGCGGACGGGUCUGUGGUCUGUGGUCUGCAGCCUGGGAGGCGAGCCGUCGUCGUAGCUCGCACGCACGCGGAGCAGAGCUGCGGCGGGCGUAAUUACACAGCGGACGGCAACCUAUCAAACCGACGCGAUGCAUUCCGACCGGUGCCCACCCCAUCCUCCCAUCGCAUCCCAUCACGCCCCCUUCCAUCACAUCAGAAAAUACAACAGACGGACGGACGAACCAAAGACAGAAACGGGCCAUCCACGGAUCGUGUCCAUAGACGCGUGGAUCGCGACCGCGGCAUCACGCCCACGUCCACGCCCACGUCCCUGUCCAUCAGGCGUCGACACAUCAGAAGGCUCGCGCGUGGGCGCGACUGGCCAGGAUCGACGGACGGCUGGCUGGCUGGCUGGCUGGCUGGCACAGAAGGACACGGAACGGGCUUGGAAACGCGGGUGCAGUUGCGUCGCGCGGGAGGGCCUGGAAGCGCGACAGCGACGGGGGGCCUGUGCGCCUGGCCCACGCCCCCAUCGACGCCGCAAACGAAUGAUGACCCGGCUGCAUCAGCACGCACCACGCUCCGCGGGCGUGUUUUCGCGCGCACCCUCGCCCUCGUCUCGUCCACGGCGGUCGCUCGCGCGGCCGAAUCAGGGAUAGUGGAUAGCAGCCGCGCGCUGCUCGCCGCUCGCCAUCCAGGGACUCGAGGCGGUGGCGUUCUGGUCGCGGGUUCUGAUCUUCCUUGUUGGGCUCGAAAGAUUUCCGCCCUCGCCACGGUGUCUCGCCCCCUCGUCGGCGCCUUGUCAAAGACGCAGGAAGUCCAGCGGAAGCGUCAUCGGCACACAUCGGAGGGGACGACCGACCUCUCAACAACGGAAUCACUGAUCAUCGCCAAACGACGAGGGGGACAGAUGCAGAUGCAGAGGCACGAUCCCAGAUCCCGACGCCCACAACAACACUGCAUCGCGCCCCAUCACGCCGAACAGCAUCAUCGCCCCAAGCUCGCGCUCCCAAACUCUGCGCGGGCGUGA
Molecule: messenger RNA, 1821 nt
Organism: Heterobasidion irregulare TC 32-1
Lineage: Eukaryota; Fungi; Basidiomycota; Agaricomycetes; Russulales; Bondarzewiaceae
Exons: 7
Coding region: 1-1821 (606 amino acids)
Source: RefSeq, a predicted model, not a curated record